Nematocida parisii ERTm1 is the source of this 1419-nucleotide messenger RNA. RefSeq lists its product as uncharacterized. The coding region runs from base 1 to 1419 and encodes 472 amino acids. NCBI's taxonomy places the organism in Eukaryota, Fungi, Microsporidia. The record is from RefSeq and is a predicted model, not a curated record. The transcript has a single exon.
AUGAAUACAACAACAGAAACAAUAGAAAUGAACAGAAUAGGUAGCUGUGAUACUUGUGAUCAUAGGCUUAGUCCCACUGAAGGAAGAACACACUCUGCAUACAUCAGACCAUUAUUUAUUACUAUAUAUGUAAUAAGUAUUGCAUCUGUUUUAUUUUUUACAAUUUAUUUUGUAUUUUUUAAAAAUAAAAAAAUAGAAAAAAGUGCAUUAAAUACUACACAAGGCAUCAUAAAUAAUACAAUUCUAUCUAUAAAAAACAAUGAUAUAGAAUAUAUAAGCAAUACCACAGAAAGUAACAUAAAUAAUACUACAAUAAGUAAUAUAUUCAAUAACACUACAGGAUAUAAUACACAUAGUACACUAAGUAAUAAUAUAACAACAGGAUAUAAUACACACAGUACACUAAGUAAUAUUACCACUGCAGAUAUACCACCAUCUAAUAGUAUAUCCGAUAUGAUCAUUAAUACUACAACAGACAUAUCAGAGACUACCACAGUAACAGACAUACCAGGCAUACCAGAAGGCAUAGACAUACCAGACGUGCCUGGCAUACCAGAAGGAACAAUCUUACCAGAGACUACCACAGUAACAGAAGGAACAACCUUACCAGAGGGUAUCAUAGGGACUAAUAUAACAGAGACUACCACAGUAACAGACAUACCAGAAGGCACAGUUAUAACAGAGACUACCACAGUGACUAAUAUAACAGAGAGUGUACAAGCACCAAAAGGAACAGAAAGUAUCACAGUAACAGAGACUAAUACAACAGAGACAGAGACAGUAACUAAUAUAACAGAGACAGAGACAGUAACUAAUAUAACAGAGACUGAGGUAGUGACAGAGAUAGUGACAGAGACAGUGACUGAGACUAAUAUAACAGUAACAGAGACUGAGGCAGUGACUAAUACAACAGAGACUGAGCCAGUGACUGAUCCGACUGAGACUACCACGGUGACUGAGCCUGUCACAGUGACUGAUCCGACUGAGCCAGUCACAGUAACAGCGACUGCUCCGACUGAAACAGUGACUAAUACAACAGUAACAGAAAGUACUCCGACUGAGACUACCACGGUUGCUGAGACUGAUAUAACAGAGACUGCUCCGACUGAGACUGAGACUGAGCCAGUGACUGAUCCGACUGAGACUACCACGGUCGCUGAGACUACAACAGUAACAGAGACUGCUCCGACUGAGACAGAAAGUACUCCUACUGAGACUACCACGGUUGCUGAGGCUGAUAUGACUGAGACUGAGACAGUCACAGUGACUGCUCCUACUAUUACUACUCCGACUGAGCCUGUCACAGUCACUGCUGGGACUGUCUCGUUAUCUUAUGCUGAUAAUAUUAUGACUAAUUCUACUGUAACAGAUAUAACUAAUAAAUUAUUAAUUAUGUCUAAGAAUAUAACAGGAGAAUAA